This is a messenger RNA of Didymodactylos carnosus, 797 nucleotides long. The record is from the annotation of a GenBank genome assembly. NCBI's taxonomy places the organism in Eukaryota, Metazoa, Rotifera, Eurotatoria, Philodinida, Philodinidae.
GGGGGAUAUUUCGUGGGCGUAUAUUCUGAUUAAAUCUGCACUGUAUCUUAUCUCACAUAGUUGCCACUUCCUGUGACAGACGACGAAAUGCUGUUUUGGGGUUUGGGUGGAUGUAAGCCGGACCUUUAUUCAGUACAGGUUGCUAUAACUUUGCACUUGAAAAUUAUGACAAUGCACUUGAAAUUCUCCUAAAACUGAUUAACUUGGAACAUAUCUCAAAUGAAAAUCAACUUUUAUUAGCACGUACAAGAGAUAAUGUUGGUAGUACAUGUUAUAAACAAGAAAUGUAUGGAAGAGCAUUAGAAGAACAUGAUUAUGCCCGAAAACUGAGAGAAGAAUUUUCAUCAGAUGAUUUUGAAUCCAUUGUUAAAUCAUACAGUAAUAUUGCACUUGAUCAUCUUGAAAUUGAUAAAAAGUAUUUUCCAUUAGCACUGGAAAACUGUAAAAAAGCACUGAAAAUUGCUAAUGAAAAACAUUUAGCUGCACUUCAUCCUGCUUGCGCGUGGGCUGAGAUCAGUUACGGAAAAUAUUAUUUUAAAACAGGAAAAUAUGAUGAAGCAAUAGAAAAAUACCAGAGAGCCCUAAAUAUCUUUGAAAAAGCGUUACUAAACGGUCAUCCUGAUGUGGCAUUUGCACAUCUAUGUCUUGGGCAAUAUUAUUUUAAAACUAAGAACUAUCCUGAAGCUCUCCAAAGCGAUAAGAAAGCUCUUGCUAUUUAUACGCAACAAAUAAUUCAAAAUGAUCAAGAUAUCAAAAACUGUAUGUAUUAUAUUGAACAAGCAGAAAACAUGCAGUAG